This is a messenger RNA of Hordeum vulgare subsp. vulgare (domesticated barley), 2316 nucleotides long. RefSeq names its product protein Brevis radix-like 2. The coding region runs from base 873 to 2018 and encodes 381 amino acids. The record is from RefSeq and is a predicted model, not a curated record. Lineage: Eukaryota; Viridiplantae; Streptophyta; Magnoliopsida; Poales; Poaceae. The transcript is spliced from 7 exons.
UGGAGACGAGAGUGACGCCAGUUUCUGCAUUCCUUGCUUCCUUCCUCUGUCUUGGAGCCACCCACAGUCCCUCUCGUCUUCCCCGUCGCUUCUUCCGUGAAAGGAAUCUCCCUUGCUCGCUCCAUAGCCCCCUCCCACGCCGUUUUCCUCCUCCAGCCUCGUUUCGUCGCCUAUACCUACCUUCCAGAAGGGAGGGCUAGGCUGCACUGCAUGCCCGCGUCGCGAAAAUAGGAGCUCCCAAAGCUGGCCAAGCUCUACUCCUCUGCCCCGUCCUACCUUUCAUUUCUUCCCUUCCUUCCCUUUGAGUCUUGAGUUCUGCACUGCACUCCACUCCUGAGCCUGACCUUCAAGCUUGCCUCACGCCUGAUCUUCCAGCGCGGGUCGACCUACAGCAAGGGCUGCAGCCGUUCCUCGCCGUACCGUAACCGCGCCGACCACCUCGCCAGCCGGAGACACACGAUCGAUAGAGGUCGGAGGAGACACCACUAGGAGCUGGUGGUGCACCGUUUACACAGCGGGUGAACUCGCCACGGGGUCGGCCGGGAAACAGCGGCGGUAUCAGCCAGCCGAGAAGUCGUCAGUUGCCUAUCAUUUCAACAUCAAGAUACGAAAGUAUCAUCAUCUCACCGGCCGGUACCCGCCACACUGCUCACGCGACGGGUAGACCAGCCGAGCAGGGGCCAGGAACAGCGGCGAUAUCUGCCGGGAGGGAAGCCGUCAGUUGCCUUGUGUAACUGCAAGUAUCAUCAUCUCACCGGCCGGUCAGUGUAUGUGGUAGCAGAGAGCGGUGCAGCUUGAGGUGAUUAAACCCGUGUUGUUGAGCGUUGGAGGCAGGAGGCCGGCCAGCAGAGAGAGAAGAGGGAAAGAGGAAGAUGUUGGCCUGCAUCGCGUGCUCCGCGAAGGAAGGCGGGGAGGACGGCUCCCGUGCCGCGGCCACGCCGGCCGUCCGGUCGCUCACCUCACAGCUCAAGGACAUGGUGCUCAAGUUCUCGGGCUCCAGCAAGCAUUACAAGGGGGCGGCCGCCGGGAGCCCUUCUUUCAGGAGCUACCGGCGUCCCUACCCGGGCUUCGUUGACGACACUACCUACACGUCGACGGGCAGGCCCGCGUGCGACGCCGGCGCGUACGCGAGGACUACUGCAGCCGCUGCGAGCGGGAGCGCACGGGCAGCUUCGUCGGCGACGUGGGACAUGACCGGCCGCGGAUGGCCGGGUGUUGACGAGGAGGACGGCGGCGAGAUCGUCGCCGCUGGGGUGGAUGCGGCCGUGCCUAGGGAGUGGAUGGCGCAGGUGGAGCCCGGCGUCCAGAUCACCUUCGUCACGCUCCCCGGGGGCGGCAACGACCUCAAGCGCAUCCGCUUCAGCCGUGAGAUGUUUAACAAGUGGGAGGCGCAGCGGUGGUGGGGAGAGAACUACGACCGCAUCGUGGAGCUGUACAACGUGCAGACCUUCAGCGGCCGGCAGCAGGGGGCCUCCACUCCGACGUCCUCCGUCGACGACUCGCUUCUGAGAGAUUCGUCCUAUUCCCUGGGCGGCUCCACGCGGGAGAGCCCGGUAGUCGCCAUGCCAUCGUCGUCGAGCAAAGACCCCAUGCCCCGGAGCGUGUCGUGCAAGGCGAUGAUGCCGCCGCCGGCGGGGCCUUACGGGGCGGGGCCAUCCACCAGGGCGGCCUACUACCCGUCCGCGGCGGCCGUGCCCGACCCGUCCGACCACGUCUGGGCGCACCACUUCAACAUGCUCAACUCCGUGGCGGCCGGCGGGCAUUCCUCCUACGACCCGUCGCGCGCCACCACCUCCUCCCGCGACGAGGCCUCCGUGUCUAUCAGCAACGUCAGCGACAUGGAGGCGACGGAGUGGAUCGAGCAGGACGAGCCCGGCGUCUGCCUCACCAUCCGUGAGCUCGGCGACGGCACCCGCGAGCUCCGCCGCGUCCGGUUCAGCCGGGAGAGGUUUGGCGAGGACAGGGCAAAGGUGUGGUGGGAGCAGAACAGAGACAGAAUACAGGCGCAGUAUCUGUAGUUGAUCUGGUUAAGGUAGCGGCGUUGGAGAUAGAUUAAGGGAGAUAACGGUGGAAAGAGUGUGAAGAUGGGAUAACCGGAUAGGUGGAAGCAAACUAGUGGUGAACGUGGUGCUCGGCUUGGUGAAAUGUGGAGGUUUCGUUUGAAUUUAAAUGUGCUCCUCAGCUUUGUGUAGACUUUAGACAUGUAUAAACCUGAUAUGCUCGCCCGUCUUUGGCUUAGUUUACCUUUUCUAAGGCAUCGACGUGGUUCAUUCGUUGGUUUGAUUUAAUGUUAAGUCCUUGCGUUUCUUUGUGGGA